AUCUGACCCCUUUUGCUGUCAAGAUGGCGUCGAGCAGGGACAGGCGGCAUACCGCCGAGACGGAAUCCGCCGUAGAUUAUGUCCAAGUGGACGGCCUGGUCGUGCUCAAAAUCAUCAAGCACUGCAGCGAAGAGGCCGGAGGACUCCUGGACGUGGCCCAGGGCGUCCUGCUGGGCCUCAUCAACUCUAACUUCGUCGAGAUCACCAACUGCUUCCCCAUCCCACCGCGCCAUGCCGAGGAAGAAGAGGCCGACGACUUGGAGUACCAGAUGGAAAUGAUGCGCCAGAUGCGUCACGUUAACGUGGACCACCUACACGUCGGCUGGUACCAGAGCUCCAACUUCGGCAGCUACUCGAACCGCACUCUACUCGAGUCCCAGUUCGGCUACCAGACCAACAUCACCGAGUCCGUGGUCCUCAUCUACGACCCGAUCCGUACCACCAAGGGAUUCCUCUCGUUGCGCGCGUUCCGGCUGAGUCAGCCCGCGAUGAAGCUGCUGGCCAGUAACGACUUCGGCGCUGAGCAGUUCAAGAACGCGCGUUGUUCCUUCGAGAACAUGUUCGAGGAGAUUCCCGUGGUGAUACGCAACUCUCACCUCAUCAACAUUCUGCUCUGCGAAAUGAGCGAGUCGACGCCCGUCGACGUCGGCAAGCAGCUGCUGGACAUGAGCACGGCGUUUGUUUUCGAAAAGAACCUGCAGGCUAUGAUGAUGUGCGUCGACGCACUCAACCAGGAGACAAACAAGUUCAUCAACUACCAGCGCCAGGUGAUGCGCCAGCAGCAGCAGAAGCAGCAGUACAUCCAGAAGCGGGCCCAGGAGAACAGUGCGCGUGCCCAGAAGGGCGAACCCCCACUGCCGGACGAGGACAUCAACAAGCUGUUCAAGCCCAUCCCAACACCAUCUCGCCUCGAGUCGGUGCUCCACUGCGGCCAGGUCAACUCGUACUGCCAGCAGGUGGCGCAGUUUUCCACCCAGAACCUGGGCAAGCUGUUCAUGGCCGAAGCCCUACAGCUGGAGAGCAAGCCGUCGGGAGUGCUCCCGUAAGGCGCGCACGGGCUGGAGGGGGGGCCCCGCUUAAAAAAUGCGUUCCUCCGGGCCGGGCUAGGGGUUUUAUCGUGCCGAGCUUUUCCUCUCUUUGUCGAAGCUGCCAGGUAAACACAUGCCGUGUCUAAACUCUGGGCAUGCGGAAAAUGUGGAAGACCGACCUCAAUGGCUCAGAAUUGGCUCAGCUCAUUUCCCUUUCCCUCUUCAAGCCUCAUUGAGGCAAGCACUCAUUCUCGUAUCAAACUCUCUUGCUUUUAACAACUAAAGGCGAGAGAAUUCUUGCCAUCUAAUUGCUAAUGGCAACAUUGCAAAGGUAAAGCUCUUGUCUUCAAGAUAUGCAUGAAAUCGGAAGUAACCUCAGUUGCAACGCUAGCACCUCUACUGUCUAUCGUCUUGUUUCUUUGACGCAACUUCUGCUUACGCUUUCUACCAAACCAGGGCAGGAAUUAACGUAUUUCUUUUUUAUUAAUUUUGUUGCGUGCUUGGUUCAUAUGUUGCAUGCAGUUUUAUUUUGUUUUUGCUUGAACGCAACUUGUGUCUCUCUUAUCACUUAGGAAACAAUCUUAAAUAACGCCUUUUCUAUUUUUCCUGCUUAGGUUAAGUUGCAUGUCGAAUUUGAUGCCUUGGUUGCAAUUUUGUGCCUUCACUAUCCUCCUAACGCUUACUUUGCAAACUUCUUUUUUUAUGGCAGAUAACAUGUUGUGUCUGUCCUUACUCAACGCUGUAUAUAAAUUUAGAGACAACUGCGCGGAUGUUGUGAAAAGUUGUCCUGACAGCCAUUUUGUCGCUUCCAUGGCGCGUUGCAGCAGACGGUCAUGCCAGUAUUUGCACUUCGACACUCCGCACGAGACCUCUAGGAAUAAAAGACCAUUUUUCUGA
Dermacentor silvarum is the source of this 1925-nucleotide messenger RNA. RefSeq names its product eukaryotic translation initiation factor 3 subunit H (gene eIF3h). The transcript is spliced from 2 exons. Gene Ontology annotation, cellular component: cytosol; eukaryotic translation initiation factor 3 complex; cytoplasm. Gene Ontology annotation, molecular function: protein binding; metallopeptidase activity; translation initiation factor activity. Lineage: Eukaryota; Metazoa; Arthropoda; Arachnida; Ixodida; Ixodidae. The record is from RefSeq and is a predicted model, not a curated record. Bases 24 to 1046 code for a protein of 340 amino acids.